AUGAUGGUCACGGUCGCUGCCAACAACAAGUUCCAGUUUACGCCUAACUCUAUUGUUGCCCAACCCGGUGACAUGGUCGCUUUCAACUUUGUCAGCCAGAACCACAGUGUCGCCUCCUCCGACGCAAACAGCCCCUGCCAGCCCCAAGCGAACGCCAUCUUCUCCGACUUCCAGCCCAUCCCCGGCAACCCCAACGGCUCCCCAGGUGCAGGUGGCGCUGGUGGUGCUGGCAAUGCCGCUGGAGCUGCUGCUGCCGCUAACGGUAACGGUAAAGGCAACGGUCGCAACCGCAACAACAACCGCCAAGCUGGAAACACACCCAUGUUCAUGGUCCCCGUCGUCGACAACCAGCCCAUGUACAUCUACUGCUCGCAAGCCCAACAUUGCCAACAGGGCAUGGUCAUGGUCAUCAACCCGCCCAACGCUCAGGCCGUAACUCAGUACCAGAACCUCGCUGCUCAGGCAAACAACAACGUUUCUCCCCAGGGUGGCAUCAGCGGUGGACAGGUCGUUAACAACCUCGCUGGAACUACUCCCAAGAGCGUACUCGGUGGUACGGCUGGUGAUGCGGCAACGGCAGCGAAGGCGGCUACGAACGGCAAUGGCAAGGGCAAGGGUGGCGGUGCUGCUGGUGGUGGUCUUGCUGGAUUCCUUGCGGGCCUUGGUAAGAACAACGUCGUCGUUGAGACCAGCUCCAAGAAACUCUUCGGCUUCCCCGGUGCUGGCGCCCUCGGUGGUGGUGGCGCGGCCGCGGCCCUUGCUGGUGCUGGUGCUGGAGCUGGUGGUGCUGGAGGUGCUGGCGCAGCUGCAGGUGGUGGUGGUGCUGGUGCCAUUGCUAAGAGCGGACUCAAGGGUUUUCUUAACGGACUUGCUCAGGGCGCCAACUAA
Messenger RNA from Alternaria arbusti, 888 nucleotides. RefSeq lists its product as uncharacterized. The transcript has 2 exons. NCBI's taxonomy places the organism in Eukaryota, Fungi, Ascomycota, Dothideomycetes, Pleosporales, Pleosporaceae. The record is from RefSeq and is a predicted model, not a curated record. Bases 1 to 888 code for a protein of 295 amino acids.